AUGGUGGGAGAUUCGAAUGUGAAGGUUCCAAUGGCAUUCAUAACGGAACUAACACCGUCAUUAGACAAACCAUCUGCUAAUAUGACACUCUAUCAUCAAAUGAUAGGUUCAUUGAUGUAUUUAACUACUAGUCGUCUAGACAUCAUGUUUUCUAUUUGCUAUUGUGCCAGGUUUCAAGCAAAUCCUCUCGAACCCCACAUGACUGUUGUUAAGAACAUCUUCAGAACCUCACUCGGAAUUCAGUACCCUUCAAGCUCAGGGUUCUUUAUGCAAGCAUUCUUAGAUGAGGAUCUUGCCAGAUGCGUUCUGGAUCAGAAAAGUACAAAUGGGGGAUGUCAAUUUCUUGAUGGCAAACUCGUAAGUUGGCAAUCAAAAAAGCAAACUUGUGUCUCCCUAUCAACUGCUGAAGCUAAGUACAUUGCAGCUGCCUCUUAUACCUUGCAAUUAAUCUGGAUACAAAGUCAGCUUCGUGACUAUGGGAUUAAUAUGAAGUGA
Molecule: messenger RNA, 495 nt
Organism: Lactuca sativa (garden lettuce)
Lineage: Eukaryota; Viridiplantae; Streptophyta; Magnoliopsida; Asterales; Asteraceae
Product: secreted RxLR effector protein 161-like
Source: RefSeq, a predicted model, not a curated record